AUGGAGGAGCUGGUGCUGGGGUGCGCGGAAGCCGUUCAGGUACUGGAGGCAGGCGAGGUGGUGGCAGAUGAGGUGCUGUGCGGGCUGGCUCAUGCAGCACAACAGCUUGUGCUCGAGCGGUGCGGCGCACUGCACUCCGACCUGCAAACCGUGCUGGCACUGUGCACAGAGUUGACGGACACGCAGGCCGAGGUGAGGGAUUGUGCAGCAGCUGUCACCAACAACAACAGCACCAGUACAGAUGCUGAUGCGCGUCAACACAUGCAGUUGGCGCUCUUCCUUCUUCAGACGGCCACAACAGGGCUGAACGCGGUGCUUGGUGACGAAGCCACAGCAGCAACAGCAUCGGCAGCAGCAGGAGUUAUCAACAAUGAGAUUCAAGGAAGGCUGUCGAACGCAGAAGAGCGCACCCACCCCAACAGUCGACACGAGCAGUACAUGCUCUCAUCAUCAACCACCACGCCUAACGACAGUGGUGUUUGGGAGAACAGUAGACCUACAACCUCCCAACCUGAGCAACUGCGACAGCACCAGCAGUACCACAACACCAAAGAGCACUCGCACCAGCACCAGGGCCCGCGGCCCAGCGUUGCGGAAUCGUUACUUGCAGACGUGAGAGAGGCGCUGUGGGUUGCAGAUCUCCCCAAAGAGAUCAACCGAGGUGACGUGCGCGGAUGCAUUGCGUGGCUGGUCGAGCACGCACGCGGGUCACGUUGGGAGACGACGGACAGCUCCGGCAACACGAGCGAAGAGGAAGAAUCGCAGGAAGAUGAUGGUGAUGUGGUAGCGAGAGGCGAACGCGAUCAGACAGAGAAAGCCACAGACGACGACGGCAUUACGGCGAGGAACGACAAACAACAACGACAACAUCAACAACAACAUCAAUGCGGGAGCGAGGUGGAGGGUGAGAAGUUCGCAGAUCACAUGCAGUGCGACCACAGAUUGAAGGAGGAGGGGAAAAGAGGGUGCGUGCUUGUGGAUAUUGACGUUCACAUUGAGAAAGAGGGUGUUACCACUGAUCGGGCUUCGACAACAGCACAACCCAAACAACAGCAACACCAGAGGCGGCAGCGCCGCCACCGCCGUCGGCCCCGUCAGCAAUCGCCCAUGACCACUGCAGCCACACUCGGCGCCAACAACAGUGGCAGCGACAAGAACGGGGCGAUAUCCCAGCUGCAGAUGCAAUGGGAGAAGGAACGCGAGCAGAUGCUGGAGACAAUCAAGCAGCUUCAACAACAAGUGCAACAAGGCGCCCAACACAAAAUGGCAGACACCACCACAGCCGCCACAGCCGCCACAGCCGCCGCGACUACGGCUGAUACAGCCGUACAGCCGCCGUGCAGUCUUGAUGACGGUGUAUUGGACGCUCUACGCCCACACGAGGACCACAUGCGUGCGUUCUUGCAGGACGCAGUUGGCGAGCAACACACGCUGGACAGCGUGCUGGCGGAAGUGUUUCGGUCACAGGCCUUUCUAGUCGAGUGCCACAGCAACACACUGCCACCUUCCUUUCUGGGCUUCAUGCAAGCGCAGCUGGACAUUGGACAGCGUGCCGUGCGCCGACGGCACAGCAGCGGCGUCAAUUGCCUCGGGCGCAUCACCGCCUUCCUCGCCUUGUAUCAGCACCUCUGCGCAACAACGCUCGAGGCCCUACACAAUACACGUAUUGUGGACCUCCAAGAGAUUGAAACGUUGCAGCGAACAGUAGAGUCGCUGCGAACACAGGUUCGCGAAGUCGAACAACAGGCAGUGCUCGCACCAACCAAACCCACGGCCCAGUUCUCGUCAACUGAAUUUGAUCUGUUGUUGCUCCACGACACAGACCGAGCACAUCAACCACACAUGUUAGCACCGUCACCGCCGCCACACAGCCGCCACCACACCGCCCAAAGUGUCUGCCAGGGCGUGCUGGCCGUGAUUGGGGCCGUCAUGUGCUUGCUGACGGCGAUUCUUGGGGCAGUGGUCAUAUUCACGCCAGCCGCGGACCCGCAGCGCAGCUGUUACAUUCACCAAUCCGAAUACAUCCCACAAUGA
Messenger RNA from Salpingoeca rosetta, 2034 nucleotides. RefSeq lists its product as uncharacterized. Lineage: Eukaryota; Choanoflagellata; Craspedida; Salpingoecidae. The transcript has 3 exons. The record is from RefSeq and is a predicted model, not a curated record. Bases 1 to 2034 code for a protein of 677 amino acids.